Cololabis saira (Pacific saury) is the source of this 2141-nucleotide messenger RNA. Its product is annotated as cytochrome P450 3A56-like. NCBI's taxonomy places the organism in Eukaryota, Metazoa, Chordata, Actinopteri, Beloniformes, Belonidae. Bases 89 to 1585 code for a protein of 498 amino acids. The record is from RefSeq and is a predicted model, not a curated record. The transcript has 13 exons. Gene Ontology annotation, molecular function: iron ion binding; heme binding; steroid hydroxylase activity.
ACUCCUCCUACAGCUGAGACGCUUUAAAACACACUUGUUUUCGGCGCGUUUCCUGAUUUCACUGGUGGUUGGAAAGAGUCGAAUCAGGAUGAUUUUCACGUUGUUUUCAGCGACCACAUGGACUUUACUGGCUCUCUGUUUUACCCUGUUGUUACUAUAUGGAAUUUGGCCAUAUAGGUUUUUCAAAAACGUGGGAAUAUCAGGACCAAGACCUCUGCCUUUUAUUGGCACCUUGUAUGGAGCAUCAAAGGGCAUCAUUUCCUUUGACAUUGGGUGUCAGAAAAAGUAUGGAGAUGUCUGGGGAUUGUUUGAGGGACGGCAACCAGUCCUGAUGGUUUCGGACCCCGAGAUGAUCAAAACUGUGAUGGUGAAGGAAUGCUACAGUGUAUUUACAAACCGCAGGGAAAAUAUGGGAGUGAGCGGACCACUGGAUGAUGCAAUUACAGUUGUUAAAGAUGAAAAAUGGAAACGUAUUCGCAGCACACUCUCUCCAUGCUUUACCAGUGGGAGACUGAAAAAUAUUUUUCCCAUUGUUGCCGCAUAUGCUGAUCAACUUGUUCAGAAACUUGAACAGACAAAUCUGGAUGAGUCCGUCGAUGUCAAACAAUUUGUGGGACCUUACAGUUUGGACACUGUAACGAGUGCAUCUUUCAGUGUGGAGGCCGAUGCCAUAAACAAUCCUGAUGACCCUGUAAAUGUUCACAUCAAGAAGGUUCUGAACUUCAACUUUUGGCCUAUUCUUUUCGCAAUGAUCUUUCCCUUUGGUAGUCAUCUGCUGAAACUCCUUAAAAUUGAAAUGAUGCCCAGACUCAGUGUGGAUUUCUUCUACAACAUCAUCAAGAAAUUUAAAGACCAGCAUAACGCAGAGGAAUCGACACGUGGAGAUUUCCUGCAGGUGAUGAUUCAGAAUGAGAUUCCAGAAAAAGAUAUAAAGAAUGAACAUGAGCAGCCAAGUAAAGGUUUGACUGAACACGAGAUCCUUUCUCAGGCCUUCAUCUUCAUCUUUGGUGGCUAUGACACGACCAGUACCACAUUGUCUUUCAUCCUUUACAAUCUGGCCACAAACCCUGAUCCAAUGAAAACUUUGCAGGAAGAAAUCGAUACCAAGCUGCAGAAAGAUGCUUCUAUUACAUAUGAGGACCUGAAUAAUCUGCAGUACCUGGACCAGGUCAUUAGUGAGUCGAUGCGCUUGCUUCCCACUGCACCUCGUCUUGAGAGAAUGUGCAAGAAGACUGUGCAGAUCCACGGAAUCACCAUCCCUGAAGGAACCCUGGUUGGGAUUCCUGUACACAUUUUACAGAAGGACCCACGCUUUUGGAACUCACCUGAGCUUUUCAGACCAGAGAGGUUCAGUAAAGACAAUGAGAGCGAGGUGAACCCGUAUGCAUACAUGCCAUUUGGCCUCGGCCCUCGUAACUGUGUUGGGAUGCGGUACGCAAUCCUCGUCGUGAAGGCGGUUCUUGUGCGUCUGCUGCAGAACUACACUUUGGAAACAUGCAAAGACACCAUGAUUCCUCUGCAGUUUGACUGGAAGUUUCAACCACUUCAGCCUAUAAAGCUCACGUUUGUUCCCAGAGAGAAGUGAUCCAAGAUGGAAAAGCUCCAAAUGUAAUCUACACAGAUUUUUAUCAGUACUGUUUACUUACAAUGUAUUUUGUGUGCAAAAUUGAAUGAACUGUCGAAUACCAUUUAAACUUCCGACUUUAACUGAAGUGAUGCUCAAUCAGAUGUUUUACUUUAGUAUGUACUUUCAAUAUGAAUGUCUGAAUGUUCAGUAUGUAGAAACUUUUGUAAUAUUUUACAUAUCUCUAUUGUAAAGAACUUAGAUUUACAAUGUGUCAAGGUGUAUGUGUUUAAAUGCCACGAAGAACGUUUUCAGCUUCAAUUUUAGUUGUGCAGAUGAGAGGAAUUUUAAAAUAAAGUAUGAAUAAACACAAAUAGACACCCACUUAAUUAUAAAGGAAAAAUCAUCUUGUCAUAUAUCCCCUGUUGUGGUUUUCAGCUGAUCAUUUCAGACGCUAGAUGACGGCAGAGAGCUAGAAUUCCACCGACAGGUAUCGAUAAAACAGAUUUGAUCAGCUGUGAAAGUUUUUUUCAUGUGUAAAACUAAAACCAGCUUUAAAUAAAUUCCAGAUAAAGUA